Molecule: messenger RNA, 3702 nt
Organism: Insectozyma verbasci
Lineage: Eukaryota; Fungi; Ascomycota; Pichiomycetes; Serinales; Debaryomycetaceae
Source: the annotation of a GenBank genome assembly
AUGCUGGAUAAACCAAAUAAAGAGAAACAUGUCAAACCUAGAAAACAUGUUAGUUCAGCUUGUUUAGAGUGUCGUAAAAGGCAUUUUAAAUGUGAUGGUAAUCAACCAACUUGUGAAAAUUGUACUAAACGAAAUAAAAUAUGUACUUAUGUUGCUAGUCAUAGAGGUGGUUCAAGAAAAAAAGGAGUUUCAAUGAAGAAAAAUCAAAUGACUGUAAAUGAUGUAAAUCAAGGACCUGAAAUGCCAAUGUUUGUUGCAGAAAUUGAAGAUUUUGGUCAAAAGAAGAAUAGUGAAGGUUCUAUAAGUACAAAUGAGGAUAUAAUAGAUAAGAUUCAUCAAUUACCUUGUGCUCGAGAUCAUUCAGUUUGUCAAGAUUCAAAUUGCCCUGGUAAAAGUGCUGUUAAUUAUUUUGAUAAAAGACUGGAUCAUCCAUUAAAUGAACAUGAACAACAAAUGGUUGAAAGCUUAAGGAAAAAGAUUAAAUUGGAGAAUAAUAUGAAUAAUUUGGAUUGUUUAUUUAGUAGUAAGGAACCUCUUUAUGGAGUUAGCUCAUUUCAAGAUUUGGAUGUUGAGUUACAUGUACAUGAUAGAAACAAUUUUAUGAAUGAAUCAACAUUUGAUAAAGAGGAGAUACUACGGAACUAUUAUGAAACAUUUCACAAAAGUCAUCCAUUCCUACCAUCAAAACAAGAAUUAUUCAUAUAUUUUUCAAAUUUAUCUAUAGAAAGAGAAUUAUUACCAAUUUUAAAAAUAAUAGGAGAUGGCAAAACGUCUACUAUUUACGCAAAAAAUACAGAAUUGAUAUCUGAUAGAAUAACGCAAUGUAUUGAAAUUGUUAAAAAUACUGGUUUAUUAGAUCUAAUAUCCAUCCAAGUUUUACUUUUAACUGCAAUAACAGCUCAUAUAUCAUCAUUACAUUCUUUGAGCAAAAAAUUGCGACAAUUUUGUACAUAUUUAAUCAAAACUUUGCAAAUUGAUUUUAUUGAUCUGGUAGAUUCCGUCAAUAUUUUGACACCAACAACUGAUUCAAAUGAGUUAGAAGUAUUUCACUCACCUAGAUUAUCUCAUAUAUCUAAAAUCAGUAUUAUUGAAAGUUCAAGAAGAGUAUUCUGGGAUUUACAUUUUUUUGAUGUUAUAAUUGGUUCUGCCGAUGGUAAAACUAUAUCACCAGUUUCUAAGUUAUUAGGAUCAAUUAAAUAUCCAACUUCUCCAUCAAGAGAGGAAUUUGAUUAUAAAGGUAGAUCAGAAGCUGCAAAAUUAGUUACACAAGCAGUUGAAAUGAAUGUACAAAUUAUAAAUAAGAAACCAUAUGAAAUGAUUUUAACAAAACUUAAGGCUGAGUUAUCAAGUUGGGAAAUGAGAUUAAAUAAUCCACAAUUAUUUCAAGCUCCAAGUUUAAUACAUAAAAAUGGUGAUAUAAAUGAAGGUGUACAUCAAUCAGUGAUAUUAUAUAAUUAUGCAAAAAUAUUUGCACAUAGACCAUUUUCAUAUCUUUGGAAAAUUAAUUCACCACAAUUACCUAAAUGCAGUGGUGAAACAAUUAAAGAAAAAGAUUUACCAACGCAAUUAAAAUCAGAUUCAAAAACUACAAUUGAAACUAGAAAAACUAUAGAAGCUGCAAAUUCAAUAGUUGAACUACUAAUCGAUACAAAUGCAUCUAAAGUACAGGAAAGAACACCAUUUGUUGCUUGUGCAUUAGCAUUAUCAUCAUUAGUUCAUUUAAGUGCAUAUAUAUGGUUAGAAACAACUUUACAAAUUGAUUCAUAUAAUAACCUUGGAUUAAACAGAGAUGAUUUGGAUAUAUAUACAGAAUACAUUAAAUUAGCAUUAAGUGCAAUAUAUCCAAUAGCUGAACAUUGGCAAUUAUCAAAUAAAUUGGCAAAACAUAUCAGAGAAUCAUUAAUAACGAUAAAACCAAAAUUGUAUUCAAAAUUGAGAGAUUAUUUACCACAUGUAGAUAUUGAAAUAGAUCAACAACAACAGCAAACAACUUCAAGUUUAGCAUCAUCAAUAGAUCAAUCAAAUUCAUAUCAAGAUACCCUUGAUAAUCAAAAUCAAAUGUUGAUAGAUGAUCAAAUAGAUUGGAAUAUGGGUCAAAAUUCACCAAUAUCACCAUCUGGAUGUGAUUGGAUAGAUAAAGCAUUAUUAGAUUUAUUUGAUGAUGGUUCCAUAGUUGCAUAAUAUAUAUUUAUUGUCUUCUAUUUAAUUUGCCAUCUCUAUAUAAAUUUAGCUGCAAAAAAAGAAAUCCACAAUUUGGUAGCACAAUUUUGAAAAAUAAAUUUGAUGGGGAAAUUUAUUAUCAUCAAAACUUUAUUUACAACUUAACGAAAUCUAUUCAAAAUAGCUAAUAAACGUAGGGCAAAACAAAUACGUGCUCCAUAUAGGAGAUACGUUUAUAGAUCAAAUAAUUAUGCUGAAAAUUCAGAUGAUGAUGAAGAUAAAGAAAAUGAACAAGAAGAAUCAUUAUAUACAACAAAUUUAAAUAAAUUUAAACAAGGUGUUAAUUUAAGAUCUAUUUAUGUAUUAAGAAAUCCAAAUUAUAAAGGAAAAAUAUGGCCAUUAAGUAAAUUUGAAAAAAUAGAUGUUUUAAAAUGUGCUGUAUUAGGUUUUAAUCCUGAUUAUGACCAAGCUAAACAAAUUGAACAUGAAGAAAAAGAUAUGAUGAAAUUUCCAGCCGAGAUAUUUGUAAACAUAUUUAAAAUACUACAUGCUACUGGCAAAUUAAAACCGAAGUUAAUGAGAGUUUGUAAAUUAUUUUACAUGAUUAUUUUACCAAUUUUAUAUGAUUCACCAUAUUUAAAAGCUACAAAUUUUUUCAAUUUUGUUGGUAGUAUAUCAAAUAAUAAAAGUUUAGGUCAAUAUAUUCAUCAAUUAGAUUUAUCAUAUAUUAUUCAAACUGGUAAAAAUGCAUUUGUUGCAAAAUUGUUAAAAACCGCAGGGCCAAAUUUAGAAUCAUUUGUUGCACCUCAAACAAGUUUUGGUUUUGGACCAAUGAUGAGUUUAAAAAACUGUUUUAAUUUAAAAAUACUUGAUCUUAGAUUAGUUUCUGAGACUUUAAACUUAGAAGAAUUAUUUAAAUCAAUACGGAAUUUGACUAAGUUAGAAUCUUUAUCAUUUCCUAGAUCUUCAAUCGAAAUACAUGAUUAUAAACUGGUAAACUGGCCUCCAAAAUUAACAUUUUUAAGAAUAUCAGGUGGUAUAUCUGAUGAAUUUUUAUAUUUAUCACAAUUUCCACAACUGAUUACUCAUUUAGAAUUUGCACAUUGUCCAUAUAUAAGUGAUUCAGGAUUACGACAAAUAUUAUCUCGAAUAGGAAAUAAUUUAAUUAAUUUAAAAAUACAAUAUCCAAUGCCUGGACUAAGAAAAGAUUCAUUAGAUCAAGUAUUUUUUUAUUGUCCAAAUUUAAGAGUAUUAGAAAUAAGUGUUGAUUAUGUAUCUUCACUGUUUUUCGAUGAAGAAAAUUUAGGGUUUUUAGAUUAUCCAAGACCGUUAAGAACUUUAUAUAUUAAUAGUUCAGGAAUGUUGGGUACUUCAACAAGAUUAGAUCCAAUUGAUUUAUAUAUUGCAUUAACUGAAAGAUUACCAUUAUUAAAAAAUGUAUCAUGUACUGCAAAAUUAGGUUGGCAUCCAAAAUCAGAUGCAAUGGAAUAUAUAGUUAAUGAAUUAGAUGAAAGAAACGGUGGGAUUUAUAUAGGUUAUUAA